Trypanosoma conorhini is the source of this 444-nucleotide messenger RNA. RefSeq lists its product as uncharacterized. The transcript has a single exon. Lineage: Eukaryota; Euglenozoa; Kinetoplastea; Trypanosomatida; Trypanosomatidae. The coding region runs from base 1 to 444 and encodes 147 amino acids. Gene Ontology annotation, molecular function: metal ion binding. The record is from RefSeq and is a predicted model, not a curated record.
AUGGCUCAGCCCAAUUUGUCCAUGCGAAAGGCUCCCGAGAUGCCGCCGAUGUCGCCGAUGCAGUCAAUGUUCAUCCCGCAACUGCAGCAGACACCGCAACCGCAGACGUCCACGUGUCCCCUUGUCUACAUGGUAACGACUGUCGCAGUGCCGCAGCCGUAUCCGCAGCCCACUCUACCAGAGCAUCAGAACCAACAGCUCCCCCUUUACCCACGUCAUCUUUUUCCAAUGGAGGGCCCUGGCAUCGCCACUCCACCAUCGAUGCACGUUAACACUCUGAAUCCCUCAGGUCUGGUAAACAAUUCUGACGCCAUGAUGGCCCGUGGAUCUGGCAAUAAAGUGAAUGUCAACGUGGUGUGUCGCCAUUUUAUAAACCGUUGCUGCAACCGCCGAAAGUGUCGUUUUCUGCACACGCUCAACGAAAGCCCCGUCACAAAUAUUUGA